AUGUCACAUUGUUACAAUUUAUUGGCAAGUCUGUCAUGCCUCAUCUCCCCACCUGGGGUGGCCUUGAAACCCGGUAACCUUCAUCGUUUCAAGAUUGCAUUUAUCCUUGUUCCCAUUUGCCUUUUAACAUGUGAUCUUGGUAAAAUGUUUUACUCGAACCAUACUUUUACUCUUUAUGAAUCAACCAUGGAAAAAUGGAAGGUUGUGCUUGUUGUUGGAGCCAUUUCAUAUGCAAAUGCCUAUCCAUUGCAUAAUAAAAGUAAGUCAGAGUCAUGGGCAAGUUAUGUGGAAAGAAAUAUUGUUUACCAGCCAUGGAUUUGGAGUGCUGAGAAUCCUGAA
Molecule: messenger RNA, 339 nt
Organism: Lactuca virosa
Lineage: Eukaryota; Viridiplantae; Streptophyta; Magnoliopsida; Asterales; Asteraceae
Source: the annotation of a GenBank genome assembly